This is a messenger RNA of Mercurialis annua (annual mercury), 1946 nucleotides long. Its product is annotated as zinc finger BED domain-containing protein RICESLEEPER 2-like. Gene Ontology annotation, molecular function: DNA binding; protein dimerization activity. NCBI's taxonomy places the organism in Eukaryota, Viridiplantae, Streptophyta, Magnoliopsida, Malpighiales, Euphorbiaceae. The record is from RefSeq and is a predicted model, not a curated record. The transcript has 2 exons. Bases 13 to 1293 code for a protein of 426 amino acids.
UUUAAGAAAAAGAUGUUGUCUUGGGGAACUGCUGUAACUAAAGGAAAAUAUUUGCAUAUGCGUUGUAUUGCUCAUAUUUUGAAUUUAGUUGUUAGUGAUGGUUUAAAAGAUGUUAAUGAGUCUGUUAAAAAGGUUAGAGAUUGUGUGAGGUACAUAAGGAAUAGUCCUGCUAGACUUAAAAAAUUUAAGGAAGCUGCUGAGUUUGUAGGAGUAGAAACUAAAAAGGGAUUAUGUCUUGAUGUACCUACUCGCUGGAAUUCAACAUUUUUAAUGCUUUCAACUGCCUGUUUAUAUGAGAAAGCAUUUGAAAAAUAUGACGAGGAUGAAUCUUCUUUUAAGAGUGAUUUGGGUGGGAGUGUUCCUGAUUCCCUAACUUGGGAGGUGGUUAGGAAGUUUGCAGACUGUCUUUCACACUUUUAUUAUGUCACCUUGCGAAUAUCUGGUUCUUUGUAUGUUACUUCAGACAUGCAUUUUCAAGAAAUCUGUGAUUUAAAUGUUGUAUUGUCUGAUAUGAUGUUAAGUGAGGAUUUUGAUGUGAACAAUUUGGGUGGGAAAAUGAAACUGAAGUUUGACAAAUAUUGGGGUGAUCCUGAUAAAAUGAACAAGUUAAUUUUUUUUGCCUAUGUGUUUGAUCCUUCAGCUAAGUUAGAGGGCAUGGAAUACUCUCUCUGUAUUAUGUUUGGGAAUGUCAAUGGUGCUGUGUUGUACAAGUCUGUUGUUGAUGAGCUUAACUUGUUGUUUAAUGAAUACAAAACUUUGUAUGAAUCUGGUGGGAGCAAUAUUUCUGUCACUGAGUUAAGCUCUGAGACUCCCUUGUCACAACCUGAAAAGGGCUUGAACUUGGCCUCUGUCCCUGGUGCAAGAAAGAAUAAACAUCCUUCAGUAAUGAAGGCACGAUUCAAGCAGCACAGGAGGGAAAUGGGAACCUCAAGUGCUCAAAGGAGUGAGUUAGAUGUUUAUCUAAGUGAGGAUUUGAUUGAGGAUGAUGAUGAUCUUGAGGUUCUAAAUUGGUGGAAGCAUAACUCAUCACGCUUUCCAGUUCUCUCUCGACUUGCCCGCGAUAUACUUGCUGUUCCCAUUUCCACCGUGGCGUCUGAGUCUGCAUUCAGUGCUGGUGGGAGAGUUCUUGAUUGCUUCAGGAGUUCCCUGACUCCUAAAUUGGUGGAGGCACUCAUCUGUACCGAGGACUGGCUUAGACAAGCAAGUAAAACCCCUCUGGUUAUAGAAGAGUCAAUCGAAGAGCUUGAGAUAUUUGAGCAAGAGUUGCCAAAUGUUGGCCCUCCUGCUUUCUGAACCAAAGUAUGCUAUGAUCAAUCUUUUUGCUUUUGGAACACAUGUUCAUCAUGUGUAGUUUGGAGCUUUAAUAUGGUGGAAGCCAAACUGAAGGAACUGAUCUGUUCCAAUGUCCCUUGCCUCUUUUGAAAUCAGAAGCUAUGAUUCUUUGAUGCUCUGAAAAGCUGUGAAGCUUAUAUCCAUUUGAUGGAUCCUGUUGCUGUGACCCUUUUGAAAAGCAUCAGUCAUUGACUCAUUGCUAGUCCCUUCUGAAUCUGAACUUUUCCUAAAUUGGUGGUGGGAAGCAAAACUAAAAGUAUGAUUUUCUAACUCUUUUAACUCUUUCAAAAUAGUUUAUUUUAGUUUUUCUAUAAUGUCUAUGAUAUUGAUUAAACUUAAGUGUUUUAUUCUGAGUUUGAUCUUUUUUGAAAUUCCUGGUUUCAAACUUUCAUUUUUGGUGUUGACUGCUCUGUAAUGAAAUUCCUUGUUUCAAUUUACAGUUUUAACUUGCUUUCUGAUUCAUGACUGAUUUAGACUUUUAGAGACCUCAUUUGAAAUGUCUUGUUUCAAAGUUAUUGACCUGUUUUGAAAUUUCUGGUUUCAACUUUUAAGUUUUACUUUCAAAUUUUUUAAGUAAUAUUUUCAAACUUUUAGUUUUGGGCAAUGAUGAAGCU